AUGGAGAAACUAAUUCGCGAACGAAAAUCCCUUGAGCCGCGACUCAAGCGCGUACAUGACACGGUGGUGAAAAUCCAGCCAGAAGCGGCUGAGGAAAUUGACGUGCAAUCGGAACUCGAUACGCUCAAUGACAUUUGGGCUGCGUAUUGUUCAGUGCAUAAAAGAAUUCUAGAUGCUUGUACGAAUGAUGAAACGUACGAAGAGGCCAUUGAAUGCCAGUGUAGAUUCGAAGAAGCUUAUGUCCGGUUAAAAAACCGACUGUUAAAAUUGCUUAAAGUGAUAAAAUUGGCUGAUAGUAAUCGUGAGGAGCGGCCGCCGUCCCAGAUUGACGUGAUCACGCAACUUGCCCAGCAGCAAGCCGAGCUUCUAAAUAUGAUGUCCACACGUAUGGUUCUUGCUACCAGCAGCACAGCUGCAUCACCAGAAGCUGCCAUCGCACCCACUCCCUUGUCGGACCUGAAGCUGCCCCCGAUGACCUUGCCUGUGUUCAGUGGUAACUAUCUCGAGUGGCAGUCAUUCAUUGAUCUUUUCAACAGCAUGGUUCAUCAAAACCCAUCGCUGAAAGAUAGCCAGAAACUAUACUUCCUGAAAACAAAUCUUUCUGGUGAAGCUGCAUCCCUAAUUUCACACUUGAAAAUCGAGGAUGUAAAUUACAGUCCCGCCUUACAAAAACUUAAAUCGCGCUACGACAAGCCACUCGAGAUCGCUCACAAGCAUAUUGAACGCUUUCUAAGCCAGCCAGCCCUGACAUCAUCGUCUGCUGAUGGCUUACGUUCACUGCAUGACGUUAGAGUCCUCCAAGCCAUGCAACGAGAGGAUCAGGACACAUGGCUUUUAUUUAUCCUUAUUGAGAAGUUGGAUCGGGAAACCAAACAGCUAUGGUACCAACGAGUUGCUGAUAUGCAAGAAGCGAACAUCACGCUGCAGUGUUUCCUCCACUUCAUAGAUUCUCGCAGUUUUGCAUUACAAUCGGCGCAGCCCCCCAAACAUGGAGCCGUUGCUGCCCAAAAACCUCCUGUGAAACCAUCGUAUAGAGGGGCAACUGCAUUCAUCACCACAAAUGCACCGCCAGUAUGCAACGUUUGUGCAAAAUCGCCACAUCCACUUUAUCAAUGUGGCAAAUUCAUUCACAUGAGCCCCGAGGAAAGGCUGUCAACAGUCAGCAGACAAAGGCUGUGCAAAAAUUGCUUGAAGCAGCACCUUGGAGAAGUAUGCAGAUCGGGAAAUUGUAGAAAAUGUGGCCUACUGCAUCACACGCUUCUGCAUGCCGCAUUUGAGCCAUCAGAUCAUCAACCAAGCCCGUUUACGUCGUAUGCCGUACAUGCCAACAAUGGUCCGGCCGCCCAGUCGCUAAUUUCGGCCCUUGAUCCCACUGCUAAUCUCGACGCGUCAAAUGUUCUUCUCGCGACCGUAGCCAUUAAUGUGUUGGACAAAUAUGGACGACCGCAUGCAUGUCGCGCAGUUCUGGAUUCCGCAUCUCAAGUAAGUUUCAUCAGUAAGAGCUUCUGCGACGAACUUGGCCUGGAUCUAAUGGAAGCAGACAUGGAUCUGGAGGGAAUUUCAUCCAUGCCUGCACAUGCCGACAAAUGUGCGCAAAUCGUUAUAGCAUCUCGAUGCACGGAUUAUCGCACUGCUGUCCCGUGUAUGGUGUUGGAAGAAAUCGUUAAAACAUUGCCAGCGAAACCAGCCGAUAUUGACCAAUGGUCCAUACCUGAUUCAAUUGAGUUAGCUGAUCCACUUUUUAACCGCCCCGUUACUCGAGCCAGGAAAAAUCAAUCUCAGCAUAGGCUACCUACAUUACAAAACACCAAAUUAGGGUGGGUGGUAGCCGGUCGCUAUCGAAACAGCGCUCCGCUAUCGAACUUGAAGGUGUCGACGUGCUUGUUGGCUUCCUCUGAUGAUGGUCUUUGCCAACAGCUGCGAAAAUUUUGGGAAAUAGAAGAGUAUGCUGUACCUAAAAUUCACAUCAGUGAGGAGGAAAGGCGCUGCGAGGAGCAUUUCUCAAUGCAUACGGUUAGGAAUAACAUUGGAAAAUUUACCGUUCGUUUGCCAUUUUUGCACCCACCGAGUCAACUUGGCGAUUCGAGACAGAUGGCUGUUAGACGUCUGGAACACAUGGAAAGGAAACUGCACCGGAAUCCACUCCUCAAGCAAGAGUACCAUGCAUUCCUCCGCGAGUAUCUCGAGCUUGGGCACAUGACUAUUUCGGAACAUGCAAAUCCCACAGAGGUCGUCUACUUACCCCACCACUGUGUGAUAAAGGAAGCCAGCUCAACGACGAAAUGCCGCGUUGUAUUUGAUGCUUCUGCGAAAACUACAAGCGGAAAAUCUCUUAACGAUAUUCUCAUGGCUGGUCCAGUCUUGCAAGAUUCGCUGGUGAACAUUCUUCUACGCUUUCGAAUUCCUACUAUUGUGAUUACCGGCGAUAUCAAGCAAAUGUAUCGAAUGAUUGAAGUGCACCAAGAUGAUCGUGAUUUCCAACGGAUUUUGUGGCGAUGGUCAAGCGACGAGCCGGUGAAGGAAUAUCGGCUAAAUACUGUAACCUACGGAACUAAAAGUGCUUCCUAUUUGGCCACAAAAUGCGUGCAGCAGUUGUUGGAGUCCCACAGACUGAUGUAUACGGAGGCAGUGGAAAAGGCAGAACGGGGCACAUAUGUGGACGACAUUUUAACAGGUGCUGAUUCAGAGGAGGAAGCCAUUCUACUUCGCCAGCAGCUCUCAACAAUUUUAGCUUCUGGUGGUUUUCACCUCCGAAAGUGGGCGUCAAAUAGUGUAGAAGUCCUCAACGCGAUCCCGGCUGCUGAUCGGGAAAUAAACACAACUAUAGAACUGAACAACACCCGCACCAUCAAGGCCCUCGGCAUCUACUGGCAGCCGUGCAGCGACGAGUUCCUGUUCUCUAACAUACCGAAUCAGAUCUUUCAGCCCACGAAGCGGACCAUGCUUUCGCAAAUCGCCAGUAUCUUUGACCCAUUAGGGCUUCUGGCGCCAAUAGUCAUCAAAGCGAAAAUGGUCAUGCAACAGCUCUGGGAACUGAAGGUGGACUGGGACGAAGCUCCCCCCGGUGAGUUAGUUCAAGUUUGGUUGACAUUCGUGCAAAGCCUUUCCGAUCUUAAUUCCUUACAGGUACCCCGACGAGUGAUCGGCACGCAAGCCGCCUCUCGAUUAUAUCUGCACGGCUUCAGUGAUGCAUCCGAGCGAGCCAUGGGUGCGUGUGUCUACAUUCGUGCGAUAGACAACGACGGCAACACAUCAUCACAUCUGCUGUGUGCGAAAUCUAAAUUGGCGCCCAUUGGAAAUGGACGAACAACACUACCUCGGUUGGAGCUGUGCGCCGCAGUGAUCCUGUCCAGACUAAUAGCGAAUGUGAAGGAAGCCCUAACCAUACCCUUUCAUGAAAUACGUGCGUACUCGGACUCAACGGUGGCGCUGGCGUGGAUCGCGGGUGGUGCUUCAAGGUGGAAAACGUUCGUCGCAAAUCGUGUGGCAGAAAUAACUACGCAUCUUCCUGCAGUAAACUGGAAUCAUAUCGACACCCGUAGCAACCCCGCCGAUCUGAUCUCUCGGGGUACUCUACCAGAGCAAACCAUCAACAGCGCUCUCUGGUGGCAUGGCCCGUACUGGAAUGCUUGUCCAAACAUAGAUAAUUCCGCGCCCACGGUCGCUCUUGACGAUAAGCAACAACGACAGGUAGAAAGGGAACAGCGUUCUGCAGCAGUGACGUAUCUGGUGGUUUACGAAAACGACUUUCUCGACGGGAUGCUGGCCAGAUAUUACCCUAAACUCCAACAUCUUUUACGUAUUACUGCCUGGAUGAUUCGCUUUCGACAUCGCGAGUAUCGAGCCGCCAGGUUAACAGCAUACGAAAUCGACAACGCUAUGCAACUCUAUGUGAAACACGUUCAGAGGUUGCAAUUCGCGAAGGAAAUCAAUCAACUAGAGAAGCAUCAUGAGGUGCAUCACACCAGUCCACUUCGACAGCUGAAACCGUUCCUGGAUGAAGCACAUCUCCUCAGGGUGGGCGGUAGGUUACAGCUGUCAGAUCUCAGCUACGACACGAAGCAUCCGAUCUUGCUGCCCCACCGCUCAAUUCUCACUGCGCUCGUUCUCCACCACGAGCAUAACCAGCUGUUUCAUUGCGGCCCCCAAUCGCUAUUGGCAGCUGUACGAAAGCGUUUUUGGAUUAUUAGCGGUACCAGCGCCGCUCGCAAGACUUGCCGAUCCUGCGUCGAGUGUGUACGAGCGAAGCCAGUACCAAUUCAUCAGCUGAUGGGCCAGCUACCAGCAGACCGCCUGAAGCCAGUUCCUCCUUUCUCCAUCACCGGUGUGGAUUACGCUGGGCCAAUCAAUGUUGUCAGUCGUCGAACGCGAGGUGCUGUAGCUACAAAGGGCUAUAUCGCACUAUUCGUCUGCUUCUCAACUCGAGCGGUACAUCUAGAAGCAGUUUCGGAUCUCACUACGUCCACAUUCAUUGCGGCGUUCACUCGCUUCAGCUGCCGAUAUGGACUGCCGAACAAGAUGUACUCUGACAACGCCACUAAUCUUCGGGGUGCAGCUAGAAAACUUCGUGAGUUAUACCAGCAGAUUAAUUUAAUCGAACAUGAGAACCAAAUAGCAGAUUAUUUUGCGGACGAAGGCAUUGAGUGGUCAUUUAUUCCCGCUCGUUCUCCCCACCACGGUGGACUGUGGGAAGCAGGGGUGAAGGUGGCGAAGAGCUUGCUAAACAAGCUAGGAGGUGAUUCUCGUUUCACGUUCGAAGAGUUAAGUACGGUUCUCUCGCAAGUAGCAGCUUGUAUGAACUCUCGUCCUAUCACCCCAUUGUCGAAUGAUCCCAACGAACCACAACCUCUCACGCCAGCGCACUUUCUCAUCGGUCGGACCUUGAAUGCUGUUCCAGAGAUCAACCAGCUGGAGCGACAGAUCGGAUCUUUGAACAGGUGGCAAUAUGUACAACGAGUCACCCAGGAGUUCAGAGUUCGGUGGCAGAAUGAGUACGUUCUAUUGCUUCAACGUAUGGUAAAAUGGCAGCAUACUACACCGAAUGUUACUGUCGGUGAGUUUGUUCUGCUGAUUGCCGAUAACGAAAAGGCUAAGCAAUGGCCGAUAGGUCGUGUCGUAGACACCUUUCCUGGCCCUGACGGACGCAUUCGAGUAGUGGCCGUUAAAACUACCAACGGUAUUUCACGGCGUGAUGUCAGGAGAAUUCGGAGAAUCCCAUUAGAAGAUGAUGAGUACGUACCAGGACGGAACGGAGCAGAAAUUCCUCGCAGUAAUUUGGUGGGCGGUUUAUGUUACGGCGGAACGCAUUUCAAUCCCAACAAUCCAUUACAUACUCACGAAGUGCGAUUUCCAAUAACCGGUUUGGCAAAAUCCUUCAUCGUACAUAUCACCGGCAGCGUUCUAAGCACCGAGGACGACGACGACGACAAAUGGCAGACCAAAUAG
Messenger RNA from Topomyia yanbarensis, 5445 nucleotides. RefSeq lists its product as uncharacterized. NCBI's taxonomy places the organism in Eukaryota, Metazoa, Arthropoda, Insecta, Diptera, Culicidae. Gene Ontology annotation, biological process: DNA integration. The transcript has 3 exons. Gene Ontology annotation, molecular function: nucleic acid binding. The coding region runs from base 1 to 5445 and encodes 1814 amino acids. The record is from RefSeq and is a predicted model, not a curated record.